Neolamprologus brichardi is the source of this 3444-nucleotide messenger RNA. NCBI's taxonomy places the organism in Eukaryota, Metazoa, Chordata, Actinopteri, Cichliformes, Cichlidae. The record is from RefSeq and is a predicted model, not a curated record.
CAGGCUGUCCGCUCGCUCUGAGAGAGAUUAUGAUCCCGAGAAGAGCCGCUCCUGCGCUUCAGCACUUCCACUGCGACUAGUUCCAUCAGAGCUCCGAGCCUCGCUGAGUCCCGUCAACUAUCUUCUCCUCCGUAGCCUCCCUCCCUCUCCUGCCUUCUUCUUCUGCGCUGGAUCUUUCGUGCCAGAAAAUGUGCGUGGAGAGCGAUGGAUGCGAGAUUGAAGGCUGCAGCAGCUCGGAUGAGGUGCGCACGCUGUCGGGCAGCAUGAGUCCCGGACUGAAAUCCAACCCGGACCUUCACCCCUGCAGACCGGGGCAGAAAUUCCGCGCCGCGCUGUUGAAGUGCCGCUCACCGGCCGCCGCCGCCGGGAUCCUCAGUUUUGGGAACGUCCUCAAUUACAUGGACAGAUACACCGUAGCCGGCGUUGUGCUCGACAUUCAGCGGAAUUACGACGUAUCAGACAGCAGGAUCGGCUUGCUGCAAACAGUUUUCAUCUGUAGCUUCAUGGUGGCAGCUCCCAUCUUUGGUUACCUGGGCGACCGCUUCAACAGAAAGGUCAUCCUGAGCUGUGGCAUUUUCUUCUGGUCCAUUGUUACCCUGUUGAGCUCCUUCAUCAGUAAAGAGUACUUCUGGCUGUUCGUGCUCUCCAGAGGACUCGUGGGCAUCGGAGAAUCCAGCUACUCCUCCAUCUCUCCCACCAUCAUAGGAGACCUCUUUACUAGUAACACCCGCACCAUGAUGCUCUCUGUCUUCUACCUGGCCAUCCCCCUGGGAAGUCGCAGCUACGUGUUCUCCUCCUUGGCGUCGGCAGCGGUGUCCUUUGCCACGGGUGCGUUUGGUAUAUGGAUUCCUGGCUACCUGUUUAGAGCCCGGGUGGUGCAGAAGACGGCAGAGGCUUGCACAAAAGAGAUUUGCAGUAGCACAGACAGCAUGGUGUUCGGGGCCAUCACGUGCGUGACGGGGCUGUUAGGCGUGGUCAUCGGGGCUCUCACCACACGCCUGUGUCGCCAGAAGACCGAGCGAGCCGACCCUCUGGUGUGUGCCGUCAGCAUGCUGGGCUCGGCCAUCUUCAUCUGCCUCAUCUUCGUGGUGGCCAAGAAGAGCAUCAUUGGAGCUUACGUUUGUAUCUUUAUUGGAGAGACGCUGCUUUUCCUCAACUGGGCCAUAACAGCAGACAUCUUAAUGUUUGUUGUUAUACCCACGCGGAGAGCAACAGCUGUCGCCUUCCAGAGCUUCACCUCUCAUCUCCUGGGUGAUGCAGGAAGUCCAUACCUGAUAGGCCUGAUCUCGGACGCCCUUCAGCAGAAGUACACUACAUCAGCGCUGUGGCGGUUCCUGAGUUUGGGCUACGCCCUCAUGCUCUGUCCCUUCAUCAUCGUCCUGGGGGGCAUGUUUUUCCUGGCCACCGCGCUCUAUUUCCUGGAUGACAAAGAUAAAGCCGAGGCCCAGUGUAACCAGGCAACACAGCCCCCGUCUUCAGUCAAGGUGACGAGCAAAUGAGGAGCUACCUGAAUGCACAACCAAACCUGACAAAGGAUGACCAGACGACGAUAAAAGAAAGGCUUCUUUAUGCUCCCAGUCAUCCUCCCCCAAGAUCAUCAUCCUCCUCCUCCUCCUCUUGGCUCCUGCUGCUCUGUUUUUUUACAGUCUCGCUGAGGUGACUUGGAACUGGAAAGAGGGCGCGUCUUGCCCCUCCUUCUAAACCACAGCCCGGUGAGAAGGUGCUCAACCCACCCUCCACUUGGAUCGUGUCCUCCUCGCCUCUGUGAGGAUCCUCUGAACUUUUGAAGGAUAAGGUGCAGGCCAAGUCCGCCGUAAGCCCUCCUGAUGCUAAACUACUGAAUGCUGACCACGAACCCGCCCUGUCUGUCUGCCUGUCUGUCUCUUAUCGGCUGUCGAUCUGCAACAAGUGCCAUAGCAUCAUUACAUUCCUUCGGAUUUGCACUGACCGCCAACAGCCCUCGUGAAUUCAUCACUAGCUAUGUUUACAUGCAUUCGACUAAGCCACGCGUGCUCUGCUGAAGCUAAAGCAGCCUCAUUGGUUUCUCUGUGGCGCCCUCGCACGCUGGCUUUCUGUGCUCGAAGCCUGUAAACGGACGAGACGCCAGGAGCCAGUGAUGCAACCGCAGGAAAACGCAGCAGCGGUGCAGGCGUUGUUUAUCUCUUUAAACAAGUGACUGAUGUCGCAUUACUCAUCACAGUCUCGCCGCAGAAACAGCAGAUUCAGUGUUUACACCAUAAAUUCAGUAUUUUCACAGUGAAAGUUUUGCGUGCAUGUAAACAAGCUAGAGCCAAAAAUGUGUUGCUUUGGGAAAGGUCAGUGAACAAGCCUUAAAGUCGGAGCUUUCACACCUGCAGAUGUUUCUUUGAGCCCCGUGUGCGUUUCCGCUUUGAGCACUUGGAUGAGAACUCGUCAUGUUCGGAUUGUUUGUGUCGUUUUCUGUUUGUGUCGGAUUUGAAGCUGGAGGUUACUGCCUAUGAUUGUUUCCUAACCGUGAUGAUGCAGUCUGGGCAAUUUAAAGUGGACACUGGAUAUGUAUAGUUUAUAUAAUUUAUAUUUAUAAUUUAUUCUAUUCAUGCUUUUUCCAAAAGUAAAUGUCAUGCUAGUCUUUUGACUGUUUAUGUACACGAGAAGCAAUACUAAGAACAUUUAGAAGAAACCAACCUUUUUGUUCCACACUGCCUUAUCAGUGAGCUCGGCUUCCCUUUAAAGAGCUCGCUGAUGGUUGGUUUUGAAUUUCUGGACACACCGCCCACCCACACAGGGACCGAGUCGCUCUUAAUGGUGGAUCGCAGUCCAAUCAUCAGCGGUUACAAUAACAGGCAUUGUGAAAAGAGGCCCUUCCCCUCCAAUUGCAGAUAUCCCAUUGCAUGAUUAGAAGAAAGGAUCUUUGGAAAGAGCUGGAGAUGCAGUCAUCAGUUUAUUAGCGAGGGGAAUCAAAAUCCCAGACAGGAACAGGAAACGCGAGCUCGUAUCGUUGCAAACUGAUGAAUGAGGAAUCCCCCUAAAGAGCUGAAAGAGCUGCCUGUCGUUUCCAUGGGUACACAUCUCUGUGAAGCAAACAAAACAAAAAUUGUCAGUGAGGGAAGCUAAAGCAUGUAGCUUGUACAUAAUUAACACAAGCUAUGGUGAAGGGUGAAAGUGAUUAUUGUGAAACCUCAGAGCCACUAAUGGAUCCCAGGUUUAAGGGGAAAGAUGCACUUUGCAGACCUGGAAGGAAGCACAGAAGGCAGAGGAUGCACUGACCUUAGCUGAGGAACAAAAGGAGACUCCGAGGUUGUUCUUGUAGCAUCGAUGUGUGAGCGUGACUCACUGGCUGUGUGGGGGUGCUGUGUGGGCUGUGUCCUUGCUGCCAGAUCAUUAGCUUUAGCUUCUUCCUCCAACUGCGUGGAGCUCUCUGAAUGUGAUUCUGUCCCACCCGAUGUGUUUACACCACCUUCAUCU